UUGUCCGGCAGAGAGAGGCGGAGGUCGCUCGCUUGCUCGCUCGGUCGCUGGGGCGAUCUGUGGCGGUCGGCGGGCAGGUCGGUCGCGGUAGUCGACACUGUGCAGGGGGGCGAGGCUAUGUCGCGGUGGCAGCCCGGAUGGGCCGGCAAGGCCGGGAGUAACGGGACGUCGUCGCGGAGCUUCUUCCCCCGGAUACAGUGCGGUCCGACUGGAGGUCGCCUCGCCAUUCUCCGGUCCUGAGGAACCCGCGCUGCCCAGAGCCCGCACCACUCACUCUCCGACACGACGCCAAUCGACCCGACCCGACCCGACCCAGCCGGACCUAGCCCAUCCUAAACAGGUAGGCAGCACUAGUUCUUUUGGAGCACAGCGCCCCCACUCGAAGGAGCAUGAAGCUAUUGGAGAACUCCAGCUUCGAGGCCAUCAACUCACAGCUGACUGUGGAGACAGGAGAUGCCCACAUCAUUGGCAGGAUCGAGAGCUACUCGUGUAAAAUGGCAGGAGACGACAAACACAUGUUCAAGCAGUUCUGCCAGGAGGGCCAGCCCCACGUGCUGGAAGCACUGUCCCCACCCCAGACCUCAGGGCUCAGUCCCAGCCGACUGAGUAAGAGCCAGGGCGGCGAGGACGAGGGUCCCCUCAGUGACAAGUGCAGCCGAAAGACCCUCUUCUACUUGAUUGCAACGCUCAAUGAGUCAUUCCGACCCGAUUAUGACUUCAGCACAGCCCGAAGCCAUGAGUUCAGCCGGGAGCCCAGCCUCAGCUGGGUGGUGAACGCCGUCAACUGCAGCCUGUUCUCAGCAGUGCGUGAGGAUUUCAAGGCCCUGAAGCCGCAACUGUGGAACGCUGUGGACGAGGAGAUCUGCCUGGCGGAAUGCGACAUCUACAGCUACAACCCAGACUUAGACUCAGAUCCCUUCGGGGAGGAUGGCAGUCUCUGGUCCUUCAACUACUUCUUCUACAACAAGCGACUGAAGCGGAUUGUCUUCUUUAGCUGUCGUUCUAUCAGUGGCUCCACCUAUACCCGCUCAGAAGCAGGCAACGAGUUGGACAUGGAGCUGGAAGAAGAUGAGGAGGAGGACGAAGGCAGAGGCAGGGGCAGUGAGGGUGGGGCCGAGGAGACCAGCACCAUUGAGGAGGACAGGGUCCAGGUGAUCUGUAUGUGACUGGGAGGAGUGGAG
This is a messenger RNA of Chrysochloris asiatica (Cape golden mole), 1181 nucleotides long. It is a transcript of the gene MAF1, whose product is annotated as MAF1 homolog (S. cerevisiae). The transcript is spliced from 8 exons. Gene Ontology annotation, biological process: negative regulation of transcription by RNA polymerase III. Gene Ontology annotation, molecular function: RNA polymerase III core binding. Lineage: Eukaryota; Metazoa; Chordata; Mammalia; Afrosoricida; Chrysochloridae. The record is from RefSeq and is a predicted model, not a curated record. Bases 390 to 1166 code for a protein of 258 amino acids. Gene Ontology annotation, cellular component: nucleus.